This is a messenger RNA of Rotaria sordida, 3282 nucleotides long. Lineage: Eukaryota; Metazoa; Rotifera; Eurotatoria; Philodinida; Philodinidae. The record is from the annotation of a GenBank genome assembly.
AUGAAAUUAAUCUAUUUUCUCGUCUUAAUCUAUUUAAAUACUAUUUAUUGUUUACCACAAAUUCGUGUUCGUCCACAAUCUGCUGUAUUACUUUCAUCAUCUGAAGUACGUUUAAUAUGUGAAAGUAGUGAUACACCAUUUCUAUCAAUUGCUUAUUGGACAUAUAUUGGUCAACGUAUUGAAUUAAAUCCAUCAAUUAUUGAAAUGCAUGGAAAUGAAUUACGAAUAUAUGAAUUUGGUGAUACUGCAUAUACACAACCAGGUGCUUAUUCAUGUGUUGUUUCAACACGUUAUGGUUUAAUUCAAAGUGAACCAGCUAUGUUAAGUUUACCAACUUUAGAUCCAUUUAAAAUAUCAAUUAAUGGAAAUCAUAUCUUAAAUAUAACUGAAGGAAAUAUUGCUGUUAUACCAUGUGAAUUACCUAAUGGAAAUCCAAGACCAAUACCAAUUUUUCAUCUAGAUAAUAAUCGUAUAGAAAUUGAAUUGAAUUCAAAUCGAUAUAAAAUUUUACCUAGUGGAAAUUUACAUAUAAUUGAUGUAAAAAAAUUUGAUUCAGGAAAAUAUCAAUGUUCAGCAACAAAUCCUUUAACUGGACAAAUUGUAAAUAAUAGUCAAAGAACAAUUUUACAAGUUUUAAAUAAACCAUUGAAUAAUCAAGAACGUCAAUCAUUUUCAAUUGUAUAUAAACCACCAGUUGCUUCAAGAGUUCUAGUUGGAAGUAAUUUUUCUAUUGAAUGUGUUAUUGCUGGUUGGCCAAAACCAAUAAUUGAAUGGGAAAAAUAUGGUGAUAUAUUACCUGAUAGACGACAUGAAGUUUUACAUGGUACACUUUAUUUAUAUGAUAUACGUUUGGAUGAUCGUGGAACAUAUAUAUGUCGAGCAUCGAGUUCAAAUGGUCAAUCUGAUAUUGCUUAUACUGCUUUAUUAGAAGUUUUAGAACCACCGAAAGUUAUUCAACGACCAGAUUCAUUAAUUCAAAUUAAUAAAGAUGAAACUGUAUCAAUCAAAUGUGCUUUUCAUGGUCGACCUGAACCAGUAAUUAGUUGGUUAUAUAAUGGAGAAGAAUUUACAAUGAAUGGAUCACCACUGACAGAUGGAAUUCUAUCAUUAAAUGAACCUAAAGAAGGUAUUUAUCAAUGUAUUGGUCGAAAUCCAUAUGGUAGUGCUCAAGCAAAUGCUGCUCUUGUUUAUCUAAAUCGUGAUAAAGUUAAAGAAAAAUUCGAAAUUGAAAUUCCAUCGAAAAAAUCUUUAAUUGUCUUUGGCCCAAAUAAUAUAACUGUCUAUGAAGGUGAAACAGUUCAACUUCAUUGUUUAACACAACCUGGUUCAACUGUUCAAUGGUUACAUAAUAAUGAAGUAAUUAAUUCAAAUUUAAUGCGUCGUUAUGAAAUGCUUUCAUCCGGUGGUUUACGUAUUGUAUCAGCCCAAAAGUCAGAUAGUGGUAUAUAUAAAUGUAUUGCAUCAAAGGUUGAUUUUGGUAUAGAUGCAGCAAAAUGUUUUGUUCAUGUAAUAGGUUUAAAAUUAAAUAUUCCUGUAUCAAAAUUAGAGAUAAUUGAUAUCAAUCAAAUCGAUAAUUAUGGUAUUAAAUUAUUCUGGAAAAUUAAUGAAACAAUUGAAAAUUAUCUAAGUUUUAUACAAAUACAAUAUCGUUUAAUUCAUCCAAAAACAUCAUGGAUGACAAUAGAUGAAUUUUAUAAUCGUUCAUUAAAUUAUGCUCUUAUUAAUAAUUUACAACAAGAUCAAAUAUAUAAAUUUCGUUUAAUUGGUUUUGAUAUUACCGGUAAACAAUUAGUUAUUAGUGCAGCAAAGCAAUUUACAUUAAAAUUAAUUAAAAAUCAACCAAAUUCACCGUUACCACAAAUAACUGAUGCAUGGGUAACAAAUGAUGGACAAAUUUCAUUAAAAUGGCAGUUAUUAAAUAAUACUGGCAGUGAAACAGUUGAUGGUUUUGUUGUUUAUUAUCGACCAAUACAUUCAAAAACAAAUUUUACAACAAUAACAAUACCAAAUCUACGUUAUCCUUCAGUUGAUACAUAUACGAUCUCGUCAAUUGAACCAGAUCAAAUUUAUGAAAUACGUAUGACAACAUAUUCUAAUCUUGGUUUGAGUCCAAUGAGUAAUUCAAUUGAAAUAUCAGUUCCUAGUUUUUCAACUCAUCAUCGUUCUCGUAUAAAUACAUCACCUAAUCUUGAUGAAAUUCUGGAAAAUAUUACUAAAAUUCAACAUUCUUCUCCUAUGAAACAUAAUCUAGUAACAUCAUCAACUUCGACACAAAAAGGUUCUGAUAUACUUUAUUUAAUUAUUGGUAUUAUUGCUGGAAUUUUAUUAAUUUUAAUUAUUAUACUCGUUACUAUGUGUAUAUUAAGAUUAUUUCAACAAAAAAAAUUUAUCGCUCACGUUAAAUCUGUUAAUGAUUCUGAAUAUUAUUGUGAUGGUUUACAUAAGAAUUUAAAUUCUGAUUAUGCUACAACACCUUGUUUUCAACAUGGUGUAGUUGCUGUUGAUGGUAAAUUAAUUCCUUUUACAUGUCCGACUAAUACAAAAUCACCACAAAUUUAUCAUCAUGGUUUAUCACAUAAUUCAAUAAUAAAUGAAAAUGGUACAAUACGUUUAAAUAUAAAUCCAAUUAAUCGUUUAGAUAAUGAAAAUAUACAAGAAAAUUUUUAUCAUACAUUAACACCUUUUAAUAGUCAUAGUCAAUAUGAAGAAUGUCGAUCACCAACUUGUUCAUACAAACAAACAAUUGAACGUCCAUCUAUCUCAUCAUGUCUAGUACAUCAUCGUUUAAUUAAUUGUUCAUCAGAUACACUUCCUUUAAAAAUGUCUUCGAAUAAGAAUAAUAAAAAAUUUGAUAAUCGUAAUCCUUCUCAAAUAAAUGGAGAAUCUUUUAGACAUUUACAUUAUCAUCAUGGUACAUGUCAACGACAAUAUACAACACAAGAAAUUAUUACACCAUUAGUUCACAAAGGAGUUAAUCAACAACAUAAUUUAUCUGAUCAAAAUUUUUCAUCAUCAUUAACUAAUGGUGGACAUUAUUGUACACAUUCAUCAAAUGAUUCAACUCGUCCAUUACUUGAUUCUACUCAUCAACAACAGCAACAUCAACAUUCAGCACCACCUAGUACAGAUUCAUCAUCACAUUCAUCUAGUGGUGUUAGUUCAUCAAUGGAAUCUCCUUAUAAUCAUUGGAAAUAUUUAACACCGUUAUCUGUAAAAAUAUCAAAUGAUAAAAAUCAAGUUUCAUCGACUAUUAUUGAACCAAUACCAUUAUCUACUUCUUAA